UCAGCUACGAGGUGAAACUACAAUUGCUAACUGCCAAAAACUAACCGAUAAUGUAGCAAAUUAGCAGCUCAGAUACCCAUAUUCCAAAUUCUUUCUUCCUGAAAAUCAUCUCAUCCAAUCAUCCAUAAUCAAACAAAAUGAAAAUGCUAACCCAAAUACUAUAAACACGCCUUAAUUCUCUCUUAAACCCCAUCACUACAGCCUUGUGUUCUGGAUAAAACUUGGAUUUAAUGGUGUAAAAAUAUAAUUUGACCAACUCCAACCGAUAGUAUUAGAAGUUAAACUAAUGUGGAUAAUAUUAUGGAUAAAGUUGAAAGUUUUAAUCUGAGUCAAUGACCCUACUUAUCUCCUUUUCCCUUUCACUUUUUACCUUUAAUAAUUCAUUCCGCCACUUAUUUUGUUCAAUCCUUCUUAUGCUCUUUUGAAGCUUUAGAAAGAAUAGAAAACCACAAUUUCAUUUGGUCCUUUAUAGUUCCAAAACGAUACAAACUUUUGGCUCAUAUCUUGCCACUUUCUAUCGAAAAAUUAGUUGAAUUUCUUCUUUCAUUUAUGUUUGGAAAAUUCGUUCUUGAUCCAAAAGUGAAGGUAGGAUUUGGUGGGAAUUUGUUGUUACAUGCUUUAAGCUUGACAAGUCCACGUAUUAGCUAAAAUGACAGCUUCUUUGAAUACUAGUUUUUCUAUUUAUGGGUCAUGUGAGGCAAUCUUGAAGUCCAAAUCACAAGGGUCUUCUAGCCUUUGCUCUUCUGUUGGCACUCUGCACCUUCCCGAUUUAUCAGCCAAAGAGUUUUUGGGAAAAUCAUUGGAUGUUACGAAUCAGACAAGUUCGAGACAUUGGAAUCUUAAAUCUUCAAAACCUGUCUUGGUCAAUGCACAAGCAUCAAUAUGUUUUAGCAGGGCAAUGAGAUGGUGGGAAAAGACCCUUAAACCCAACAUGGUAGAAAUCCAUUCAGCAAAAGAACUUGCGGAUUCACUAUCAAAUGCUCGUAACGGAUUAGUGAUAAUUGACUUUUACUCCCCUGGAUGUGGAGGUUGCAAGGCUUUACAUCCUAAGAUCUGUCAGCUAGCUGAAUCAAACUCUGAUGCCAUUUUUCUCAAAGUGAACUAUGAAGAACUAAAAACCAUGUGUCAUGCUCUCCACAUACAUGUCUUACCCUUUUUCAGAUUCUACAGGGGUGCACAAGGCAAAGUUUGUAGCUUCAGCUGUACUAAUGCAACAAUCAAGAAAUUCAAAGAUGUAUUAACAAGGCAUGGGAGUGAACGGUGUUGUCUUGGUCCAGCUAAAGGGCUUGAUGAAUCUGAGCUUUUGGCUUUAGCCUCAAUUGGCCAAUUGUCAAAAAGUUCAUCUUUAGAUUCAAAACAGAGAUUUGAAGAAUUUGUUUUAACAGGAGUAGAUAUAUCUAGCAAAGGCACAGAGUUGUUGAUGGUCUAGAAUAUAGAUUUUUCUGAUAGAAGGUUACUUGAUUCUGAUGGUAUUUUUACUAGAAGCAAUUUUGCUUAAAAAUGUACAUAGUAUUAGUAGGUUUUCCAACGCAGGGUUUUGAGUGUUUUUAGGGAUAAGCAUGGAAUGAUCAAUUUCUCAUUGAUCCAACACCAACAUGAUGAUUUUGUUAAGCAGGGUAAUAGAGUAAUGACUAAUGAAUCCUCUAACACUGUUACAUCA
Molecule: messenger RNA, 1660 nt
Organism: Lycium ferocissimum
Lineage: Eukaryota; Viridiplantae; Streptophyta; Magnoliopsida; Solanales; Solanaceae
Product: thioredoxin-like 1-2, chloroplastic
Exons: 4
Coding region: 650-1429 (259 amino acids)
Biological process (GO): cell redox homeostasis
Source: RefSeq, a predicted model, not a curated record